GAAACCAAUCGAUUAUGGUGAUUUGAUGAUUGCAUUAAAGACAUCAUGUAGUAAAUUAGGUCUAAUGGAAGUCGAAGGUUUUGUCCACAAAUGUAUUCAACUUUAUGAAACAACUGUAGUUAGGCAUGGACUAAUGUUAGUUGGUCCAACUGGAUCAGGUAAAACUAAGUGUUAUGAGGUACUUCAAAAUGCUUUGACAUCAAUUUGUAAAAAGGUAGCUCCAGAUGGCACAUUAUUUCAAACUGUGCAUACAUAUAUAUUAAAUCCUAAAUCAAUAACAAUGGGACAGUUAUAUGGCGAAUUUAAUCUAUUAACACACGAAUGGACUGACGGUAUAUUAAGUACAUUAAUACGUCAUGGUGUUAAUUCAUCGGAUGAAGAUAAACGCUGGUAUAUAUUCGAUGGUCCAGUUGAUGCUGUUUGGAUUGAAAACAUGAAUACUGUAUUAGAUGAUAAUAAGAAAUUAUGCUUAAGCAGCGGCGAAAUUAUUAAAUUAACUGAUCCAAUGACUAUGAUGUUUGAAGUAGCUGAUUUGGCCGUUGCUUCACCAGCUACUGUUAGUCGAUGUGGCAUGGUCUACUUAGAACCAAGUAUUUUAGGAUUGAAACCAUUUGUACAAUGCUGGAUAAAAAAAUUACCUGAUCCAAUAUAUCAUCAACAUGAUAAACUUCAAGAAUUAUUUGAUAGAUAUAUGGAAGAUUCAAUAAGAUUUAUUAGAAAUGAAACGAAAGAGAUUAUUACAACAACUGAUGGACAAUUAUGCUUUAGUUUAAUGAAAAUGAUGGAUUGUUUUUUUGUACCAUUUCAAUCGAAAGAGAAGAAUAUAAAUACUGAUGAAAUGAUUUCACGAGUUGGUCAGGCAAUAGAAAGUUGGUUUCUAUUUUCACUGAUUUGGUCAAUCGGUGCUACGUGUACUAAUGAAGGACGUAUGAAAUUUGAUCGAUAUUUAAGGCAUAAAAUGAAGGAACUGAAAUGUGGCUUACCAUUCCCUGAAGAAGGAUUAAUUUAUGAUUAUCGUUUCGAAGAUGAUGGUUUACUAUCACUUUGUGUCAAAGAUGACGAGGAGGAAGAUAAUUGUGUAAAUCGAAAAAUGCAUUGGGUAAAUUGGAUGAUAAAUAUACCAGAAUAUAAAAUCACUUCAGAUAUUCGUUAUUCUGACAUUAUUAUACCAACAAUCGAUAACGUACGUUCAAGUUAUAUUAUUGAAAUGUUAUUAUUAGCUAAAAAACCAGUUUUAUGCAUUGGUCCAACUGGUACAGGGAAAUCAUUAAAUAUUUUGCAUAAAUUAACACGUCAUAUGCCCAAAGAGUAUAUACCAGAAUUUAUUAUAUUCAGUGCUAAAACUACAGCAAAACAAACACAAGAUUUAAUUGAUAGUAAAUUGGAUAAACGACGUAAACAUUUAUUUGGUCCACCAUUAGGACGUUACAUUAUAUUUUUUAUUGAUGAUUUAAAUAUGCCUACAUUAGAAGUAUACGGUGCACAACCACCUAUUGAAUUAAUACGUCAAUGGAUGGAUUUCAGUGGUUGGUAUGAUUUAAAAAUGAUUGGUGAAUUCCGUAAAUUAAUUGAUGUGAAUUUUAUAUGUUCAAUGGGUCCACCUGGUGGAGGACGUAAUCCGAUCACUGCUAGAUUAAUGCGUCAUUUCAAUGUUUUGGCAUAUAAUGAGCUAGAUGACUCCAGUAUGCAAUUAAUAUUUAGUGUAAUCUUAAAAUCAUGGUUAAAUCGUUCUACCAGUGAAAAUGUAACAAUGAAACUUAUGUCUUAUACUGAUGAUUUGGUGAAAGCUUCAAUUUCAGUCUAUAAAACAAUUCAAAAGCAAUUAUUACCAACACCAGCUAAAAGUCACUAUACAUUUAAUCUAAGAGAUUUAUCAAAAGUAUUUCAAGGUAUGCUUAUGAUGGAUACUGAUCAGUUAAGUGGAAAUAUUGAACAAUUAUUACGUUUGUGGUAUCAUGAAUCAUGUCGAGUAUUCCAAGAUCGAUUAGUGAAUGAUGUAGAUCGUGAUUGGUUUAAUCAGUUAAUUAAUAAAACAUCAAAAGAAAUGUUCAACUUAAAUGUAAAUGAUUACGUGACAACUACGCCAUUAUUAUAUGGAGAUUUCUUGUCCAUAUCGAAAAAUGACGCUUCAAAAUAUAUGGAAAUGACUGAUCAUAGCAAAGUACUACAAGUUAUAGAAGAAAACCUCGAUGAUUACAAUCAAAUUAAUACAGCAAAAAUGGAUUUAAUAUUGUUUAUUUAUGCAAUACAACAUAUUUGUCGAAUUUCACGUAUUAUAAGACAACCACAAGGCAAUGCUUUACUUCUUGGGAUGGGUGGUAGUGGUCGUCAGUGUUUAACACGUCUUGCAUCUCAUAUGGCUGAAUAUGAUUGUUUUCAAAUCGAAUUAUCUAAAAAUUAUGGUAUGAAUGACUGGCGUGAAGAUUUGAAAAAAAUAAUGAUGAAGGCCGGUAUAGAAAAUAAACCAGUAACAUUUUUGUUUUCUGAUACACAAAUAAAAUCAGAAUCGUUUCUAGAAGAUAUUAAUAAUAUUUUGAAUGCUGGUGAUGUACCAAAUAUAUAUCAGUUAGAUGAAUUAGACAAAAUAUAUGAUUCUAUGAAAAUAGUAGCCGCUGAAUCAAGUUUACAACCAACUAAAACUAAUUUAUUUUCAUGUUAUACAAAACGUAUACGUGCUAAUCUACAUACAGUAAUUACAAUGAGCCCUAUUGGUGAAAUAUUUCGUGCACGUUUAAGACAAUUUCCAGCAUUAGUUAAUUGUUGUACAAUUGAUUGGUUCAGUGAAUGGCCAACAGAAGCUUUAAAAUCUGUUGCAUUUAGAAUGUUACAAAAUAUGUCUGAUUUAGAAAUUGACGAACAAACAUUACAAUCUUUAGUACAAUUAUGUAUAGAUAUACAUCAAUCAGUUGUACAAAAUACAGAAUUAUUUAAACAAGAAUUAAAUCGUCAUAAUUAUGUGACACCAACAAGUUUUCUUGAAUUACUAACUGUUUUCUCUAAAAUUUAUGGAUUAAAAAAAUCUGAAAUAAUUACUGCUCGUAAUCGUACACAAACUGGUUUAGAUAAAUUAUUAUAUACAGAAGAAGUUGUUUCAAAAUUACAAGAAGAAUUAGAACUAAUGAAACCAGAAUUGUUAAAAGCUGUUGAAGAAUCCAGAAAAACAAUGGAAGAAAUUGCACGUGAUUCUAAAAUUGCUGAAGAGACACAAAAUGUUGUAGCUCGUGAAGAACAACAAGCAUUGAUAAAAGCACAUGAAUGUCAAACGAUUCGUAAUGACGCACAACGUGAUUUAGACGAAGCAUUACCAGCUCUAUAUGAAUCAUUAGAAGCAUUAAAAUCAUUGAAUAAAAAUGAUAUAACUGAAGUUAGAGCUAUGAUGCGUCCACCAGAAGGUGUGCGCCUAGUCAUCGAAGCUGUAUGCAUUAUGAAAGAUGUUAAGCCGAAGAAAAUAGCUGGUGAUAAACCAGGCGUUAAAAUUGAUGAUUAUUGGGAACCAGGUAAAAUUAUGCUACAAGAUCCUGGAAAAUUUUUAGAUAGUUUAAUGAAUUAUGAUAAAGAAAAUAUUCCAGAGUAUAUAAUUCAUAAAAUUAAACCAUACAUUGAAUCUGAAAGUUUCUCACCAGCAACAAUCGCCAAAGUUAGUAAAGCAUGCACUAGUAUUUGUUUAUGGGUUAGAGCAAUGUUUAAAUAUUAUAAUGUAGCAAAAACAGUUGAACCAAAACGUCAGGCUUUACAAUCUUCUGAAUUGGAAUUAGCUGAAACUGAACAAGUAUUAAAUGAAGCAAGAAAUCGUUUAAAGGCAUGUGAAGAUCGUAUAACUAGUUUACAAAUAAAAUACAAUGAAUGUAUACGUAAACAACAUGAAUUAGAAGAGAAAAGUCAAUUAUGCGAAGCAAGACUGAUUCGAGCUGAUAAAUUAAUUGGAGGUUUAGGAAGUGAGAAAAUACGUUGGAAAGAAUCUGUCAGUAAUUUAAAUUACUUAUUAACUAAUCUUGUUGGUAAUGUACUAUGCUCCUCUGGUUCUGUAGCAUAUUUCGGACCAUUCUCCGCUAAAUAUCGUUUAGACAUGAUUAAUGAAUGGGUGGAUAAAUUAAAGUAUCAUCAUGUACCGCAUACUACUGAACCGGCACCAAAUCUAGUUCAAACAUAUGGUGAUCCAGUAAGAUUACGUAAUUGGCAUAUACUUGGUCUUCCUAAAGAUGCAUUAUCUAUUGAAAAUGCUGUGAUUGUACAAUUUUCAAGACGAUGGCCAUUGUUUAUUGAUCCUCAAGGUCAAGCAAAUAAAUGGAUUAAAUCAUUAGGCCAACCAGAUGGUAUUAUUAUUAUCAAAUUAUCUGAUAAAGAUUUUAUACGUAAUUUAGAGAAUGCUCUUCGUUUCGGUAAACCAUGUUUAUUAGAAAAUGUUGGAGAAGAGCUAGAUCCAGUUCUCGAAUCAGUCCUAUUAAAACAAACUUUUAAACAACAAGGUGCAACAGUUAUUAAACUUGGUGAUGCAAUAAUACCAUAUCAUAAUGAUUUCAAAUUGUAUAUUACAACAAAACUAUCUAAUCCACAUUAUAAACCAGAAGUUUCAACUAAAGUGACUGUUGUAAACUUUACUUUGUCACCAAGUGGUUUAGAAGAUCAAUUACUAGGCAUUGUUGUUGCUGAAGAACGUCCAGAUUUAGAAGAGGCUAAAAAUCAGUUAAUUAUUAGUAAUGCAAAAAUGAAACAAGAAUUAAAAGAGAUUGAAGAUAAAAUUCUGGAGCGCCUUAGUGCUACAGAAGGUUCACCAGUUGAUGAUAUCGAUUUAAUACAAACAUUAGAAGCAUCAAAAUUAAAAUCAAGCGAAAUUAAAUCUCGAGUUAUUGCAGCUGAACAAACAGAACGUGAUAUUGAUGAAACUAGAAGUAAAUACAUUCCAGUAGCAGUGAGAACACAAAUUUUAUUCUUUUGUGUUGCUGAUCUGGCAAAUAUUGAUCCAAUGUAUCAAUAUUCCUUGGAAUGGUUUGUGAAUAUUUUCCUUCAAGGAAUAACAAAUGCUGAGAGAGCUGAUUUUGUUCCACAACGUGUAGAAAAUAUUAAUGAUUAUUCCACAUUUAGUUUAUACUGUAAUGUAUGCCGAAGUUUAUUUGAAAAGCAUAAAUUGAUGUUUGCUUUCUUGUUGGCUAUUCGAAUAUUACAAAAUGAGGGUUUAAUUGAUUCUGAUGAAUAUCGUUUCCUACUUGCUGGUGGUACUCACAAAAUCAAAGAAUUACCAAAUCCAGCACCGGAAUGGAUAUCCGAUCGGAUUUGGGGUGAUGUGUUAAAUCUUGCCUCCCUGCCUAAGUUUACCAAUCUACCGGAAAGUAUGACACAAAAUCCUGAUCAAUUUAAACAAAUUUUUGAUUCAUCUGAACCACAUAGAACUAUAUUCCCUGAACCAUGGCAAGCAAAUUUAGAUAAUUUUCAACGUAUUUUAAUUCUACGCUGCCUUCGAGCAGAUAAAUUAACUAAUGCUAUGCAAGAUUUUGUCAGUCAACAUUUGGGUCAAAAAUUUGUUGAACCACAAACUGCAAAUCUUCAUCAGGUAUUCAAAGAUAGUUCACCGUCAACUCCAUUGAUUUUCGUCUUAUCACAGGGUACAGAUCCAGCUUCAGAUUUAUACAAAUUUGCUGAUGAAAUGAGUUUUGGGGGAAAAAAGUUGUCCGCUAUUUCUCUUGGUCAAGGACAAGGUCCGAGAGCUGAAGAACUUAUGCGAACAGCAAUGGAACGGGGUGUAUGGGUAUUCUUCCAAAAUUGUCAUUUAGCUCCGUCAUGGAUGCCAACAUUAGAAAGACUUGUUGAGCAAAUUGACAAAGAUAAAGUACAUCGUGAUUUCCGAUUAUGGUUGACAAGUAUGCCAAGUCCAGACUUCCCUGUUUAUAUUUUACAAAAUGGAUCAAAAAUGACGGUUGAACCGCCUAAAGGUUUAAAAGCUAAUUUAUUAAGAAUAUAUCAAUCAAUAAAUGAUGCUUAUUUAGCGAAUGUACCUGCUAAGAAUGAUGUCUUUCGGCAUCUAUUUUUAUCAUUAGCAUUUUUCCAUGGUGUAUUAAUUGAACGUAAAAAAUUCGGUCCACUUGGAUUUAAUAUACCAUAUGAAUUUACAACUGGUGAUCUAAGAAUAUGUAUGGAUCAGCUUAUAAUGUUUUUAGACGAAUAUGAUGUCACACCAUAUAAGGUUCUAUGUUAUACAGCUGGACAUAUUAACUAUGGUGGUCGUAUAACAGAUGAUUGGGAUAGACGAUGUGCAAUGACUAUAUUAGAUGAAUAUUAUUGUCCUAAAAUAUUAGGAGAUAAUUACAGUUAUUCAGCAUCAGGUAUAUAUCAUCAGUUACCGGGAAAUACAGAUCAUGCUGUAUACCUUGAUUACAUUCGAAGUUUACCAAUUAAUGAUCCGCCGGAAAUCUUUGGAUUACAUGAAAACGCUAAUAUUACAUUUGCUCAGAAUGAAACUUUUACACUACUAGGCUAUUUAUUAUUGUUGCAACCAAAAACAUUCAAUACAUCUGGACAUGGAAAACAAAGUGAAGAGAUUGUUGAAGAAAUUAGUCGUUCGCUAUUAACAACAUGUCCACAAUUAUUUGAUUUAUCGAGCAUAAUUCAAAAAUAUCCAGUUAUGUAUGAACAGUCGAUGAAUACAGUUUUAACACAAGAAGUUAUCAGAUACAAUAACUUACUAUCAACUAUACAAACAACACUGAAUGAUUUAAUCAAAGCAUUAAAAGGUUUUGUAGUAAUGUCAGCUAAUUUAGAAGAAAUGGCUAGAUCAUUAUUUGAUAAUCGUGUACCAACUAUAUGGGCUAGUAAAGCAUAUCCAAGUUUAAAACCAUUAGCAGCAUGGAUAGAAGAUUUAGUGAUGCGCGUGAAAUUUAUUCAAGAAUGGAUCGAUCAUGGUGUGCCUAGUGUAUUCUGGAUAAGUGGUUUCUUCUUCCCACAAGCCUUUUUAACUGGAACAUUACAAAAUUAUGCUAGAAAAAAAAUUAUUUCUGUAGAUACAAUUUCAUUUGAUUUUAAAGUAAUGAAAGAGAACAAUGCGAAAUUGAAUAAAUCACCUGACGAUGGAAGUUAUAUUCGUGGCUUAUAUCUAGAAGGUGCUGGUUGGGAUUCCACACUCAAUUUAUUAUGUGAAUCACGACCAAAAGAAUUAUUUGUCAAUAUGCCAGUUAUAUGGCUUAUACCAACAGAAAAUCGUAAAUCACCAAGUCAAGGAAUUUAUGAAUGUCCAGUAUACAAAACGUUAACACGUGCAGGAACUCUAUCAACUACUGGUCAUUCAACAAAUUUUGUAUUUUCCAUUGAAAUUCCAACUGAUCAACAACAAAAGCACUGGGUUCAACGUGGUGUAGCUUUAUUAUGUGCACUGAAUUAUUAAAACAAUUAACACAUUUGUAUUGUUUAAAUAUAGAAAAAUACAAAUCAGAUACCUUUGAGAGAAAUGAACACAAUAUUAUUACUAU
Messenger RNA from Schistosoma haematobium, 7457 nucleotides. RefSeq names its product Dynein heavy chain 1, axonemal (gene DNAH1). Lineage: Eukaryota; Metazoa; Platyhelminthes; Trematoda; Strigeidida; Schistosomatidae. The record is from RefSeq and is a predicted model, not a curated record. Gene Ontology annotation, biological process: microtubule-based movement. Gene Ontology annotation, molecular function: minus-end-directed microtubule motor activity; dynein intermediate chain binding; dynein light intermediate chain binding. Bases 434 to 7372 code for a protein of 2312 amino acids. The transcript has 20 exons. Gene Ontology annotation, cellular component: dynein complex.